AUGUUCUCCAUUAAAAGAGCCCUUACUAAGGCACCAGCUGUUGGUCAAUCAUUCCGAGCCUUGGCUACCGCUGCAGCCGGUGCGCCAAAGACUAUGACCGUCAGAGAUGGUAUUAACAAGGCAAUGGAAGAAGAAUUGGAGAGAGAUCCAGAUGUUUUCCUCAUGGGUGAAGAAGUGGCUCAGUAUAAUGGUGCCUACAAGAUUUCCAGAGGACUUCUCGACAAGUUCGGCCCAAAGAGAAUUGUCGAUACCCCUAUCACUGAGAUGGGUUUCACAGGUCUCUGUGUCGGUGCCGCCUUUUCCGGUCUGAAGCCUAUCUGUGAAUUUAUGACUAUGAACUUCGCCAUGCAGGCCAUUGACCAGAUUAUCAACUCUGCUGCUAAGACUUAUUACAUGUCUGGCGGUAAAUUGCCAGUCAAUAUUGUCUUUAGAGGUCCAAACGGUGCUGCCGCUGGUGUUGCCGCUCAGCAUUCUCAGGACUAUUCGGCUUGGUAUGGUGCUAUUCCAGGUUUAAAGGUUAUUUCUCCAUACUCCGUUUCUGAUGCAAGAGGUCUAUUGAAAUCUGCCAUCAGAGAUCCAAACCCAGUUGUUUGCUUGGAGAAUGAGUUGCUUUACGGUCAGUCAUUCCCUGUUGAUGAGAAGAUUCUUUCUCCUGACUACACUAUUCCUAUCGGUGAGGCUGAAAUUCUUAGAGAAGGUAAGGAUGUCUCCAUUUUCUCUUACACAAGAAACUUGAACUUCUGUCUUGAGGCUGCUGACAUAGUCAGAGACAAGUACGGUGUUGAGGCUGAGGUUAUCAACUUGAGAUCCAUAAAGCCUUUGGAUCUUCCAGCCAUUUUCAAAUCUGUCAUCAAGACUCAUCAUGCCAUCACUGUUGAAUCUGGAUUUGCAUCUUUCGGUGUUGGUUCUGAGAUUGUUGCACAGGUUAUGGAGAGUUCUGCAUUUGAUUACUUGGAUUCCCCGAUGGAGAGAAUAACGGGAUGUGAGACCCCAACUCCUUAUGCUAAGAGUUUGGAGGACUUUGCUUUCCCAGAUACUCCUACUGUUGUCAGAGGUAUCGAGAAGGUUUUGUCCUUGGGCGCCUGGGCUUGA
Molecule: messenger RNA, 1092 nt
Organism: Brettanomyces bruxellensis
Lineage: Eukaryota; Fungi; Ascomycota; Pichiomycetes; Pichiales; Pichiaceae
Gene: PDB1
Product: pyruvate dehydrogenase E1, beta subunit
Exons: 1
Coding region: 1-1092 (363 amino acids)
Biological process (GO): pyruvate decarboxylation to acetyl-CoA
Molecular function (GO): pyruvate dehydrogenase (acetyl-transferring) activity
Source: RefSeq, a predicted model, not a curated record